GCUUCAAAAGCACAGCAACAGGUUUACGCAGUACCCGGAAGUACCACAAACGAAAACAACAGGAAUCUUAAGUCAUGGAUAAGAACAUCCAACUGGAUUUUGAGAACCAGUUCAAUGAUGUGGUCUCAAGACUACAAUCAAAGAAGAUGUUUCAGUCGGACUGGGACAUUGCCUCGUUUGCAGUUUUCUUCAUCUUUAUAGGCAUGGUCCUGUUGCUGGUUAUCUUGGUUCUCAUCCGCUGCUGUUGCUGCUGCUGCUGUGAUGAGAAGCCAAGAAGACAGAAGGUGGGCAUCGACAAUAUGGGAAUGGAGCUGUGAUCUUCCAGAAACAACAGGCACCAUUACAUCUAUUUUUUUCUAUCAGUUAUGCCACCUAAACAUUAUUUAUAUGUGAACAAGUAAAAUAAUGGAGGAAGGAGAACGAUAUUUUAGGUAGAUACUUCCUUAUAGGGAUGAUAAAAGCAAAAACCUUUCCCUACUGUGUAAAAAUGCUGUUAAUAUUUACCCAGGAAAUCACAUGAUUUAAGUUGCAUUGUCCAUUGUAGAUACCAGAUCCACUUCAUCAGAGAUUUUAUAUAGAAGCAUGCUCACCAGUUUUGAAGACAUUGGUUACUUAAACACUUUAUUGAAGCAGGUUAUAGCAACUUUCCUGGAUGGAACCAGUGCAGGCCCUUAACAAAUGGCCUCUAUUGAAAUUAACUUGUUUUUAGUUGUUCUUUGAACAGUGUGUUUAAUCUGUUAAUCUGGAACCUAGCUGUUAAGACUGGUCUUCCCAGAUGCCAAUCUGCAAUCUCUUCUUCAACCAGCCUUCUCCUAGAUUUAAGGGUUUUUAGUGGAUUUCUUUCAAAUGCCUGACUUUUAAAUCUGAAAUGUAUAUAAUACAGAAACCUACACACUGCUGAGGAUGAAAACGCCAAUGAGACUUGCAAACAGAUACGCAAUGCUUUACUUGUGAACUCUACCUUGGAAAAAUUAGUGUCAAUAUGUGUUUAACUUUUUAUAAUGUACCACAUUGUUUGUAUAACUUUUAGACUUUGUAAACAAAAACUAAAAUACAUACCUUUAAAUGAACAGCAUAUAGCAAAUAAAAUGUACCUUUGCCUA
This is a messenger RNA of Sinocyclocheilus rhinocerous, 1103 nucleotides long. RefSeq names its product small integral membrane protein 22-like. The record is from RefSeq and is a predicted model, not a curated record. The coding region runs from base 75 to 317 and encodes 80 amino acids. Gene Ontology annotation, biological process: regulation of cell population proliferation. Lineage: Eukaryota; Metazoa; Chordata; Actinopteri; Cypriniformes; Cyprinidae. The transcript has 4 exons.